AUGACUGCGAGCAACGUCAAUAUUGCCCCACUUUCUUCACUUCCAGUUGAGUUAAUAUUUCGUAUUUUAAGCUUUGCCGAUAAUAAAACUAUCAUUUUUUCCUUUGGAAAUGUUUGUAAACGAUUUCGGUCGAUUAUUAAUUCAUACAAUCAAUAUGACAUUGACUUUCGAUCAGUAUCGAAACCAUAUUUUGAUGCGAUAUGCCAUUUUAUUACACCAGAAAAUAUUAUUUCCCUAACGCUUUCGAAUAGUAACCGAACAACAAAUCAAAUCUCGUUAUUUCUUUCAUUGGUUCCAUUUGAAAAAUGUAUUCGUUUACGCUCAUUAACUCUCGUUGAUAUCGAUGAAAAUGAUUUUCAUACUAUAUUUCAACUGAAGAAUAUGAUUGUAUCAUUAUCAUUUACUUUUCGAAAGAAAAAUAGUAUUCAAAAUCCGAAAACAUUACCAUUAAUCUAUACGAUCAUAUCCAAUGAGAAUCUUCAACAUCUUGAUUUCGGUUUAUCAUGGAAUAGAAUGGAAGCUUUACCAUGGCCCAAUCAAUGUCGACUAGAAUCUUUAAUACUUUCUAGUCGUAUAUCGUUUAAAAAAUUUUCCAGCAUACUCUCUCAUUGUUCUAAGCUAAAAAGACUUCUAUUACAAGAUUGUGUUAUGGAAGAUUUGACUGAAAUCGAUCGUUCGACCACUUAUCCGCAAUUAACUUCAUUGGCAUUUGAUGAUAGUGAAUUACAUAUGGAUGAAUUUGAAUUGCUAUUAUCGUUGACACCUUCAUUGCAGCAUCUUCAUAUAGUCGGAGAAACCGAUCUUUUUGAUGGUGCUUGUUGGGAAAAAUUCAUUCAGAAGCAUUUAAAAAAUUUAAAUCGAUUCGAAUUUGCUUUUUGUGGUAAUACCGAUUAUGAAUUUAACAAUCCAACUGAUGUUGAAUCAUUGAUUACUUCCUAUCGAACGCCAUUCUGGAUUGAGAACAAACAUUGGUUUGUUAUUUGUUAUUAUUUUAAAAAAUCAGCUAUUUAUAGUCUUUAUUCGUUACCUAUUUGUAAAACAAAGGUGAGAUUUUAUCCUCAUGAAGAUAAAAUCACAUGUUCGACUCAUUCGACGUUGUAUAAUGAUGCUUCAAUGACAGAUAAUGUUCAUGAAAUGCAAUUAAAUUUGACCGAUUUAAUGGCGCAUUAUGAUCGAAAUGCAAAGAAUGCGUUACCAAGUUCUCCUUUCUUUCGUAAAAUGAACAAACUCUUGCUUCUUACUGGUAAUGAAUGGCCAGAUGGUUCAAGUGAAUAUCUCUCGGCGUUUAUUGAUUUAUCAUGUAUCGUUGAAUUAUCGGUCAGCGUAGAUUUUGAUCCAAACGAUAUUUCAAAUACACUUACUAAUAUUACGAAUUUACUUAAAGGAACAUCGAACUUACAAUCCUUGACGAUCGAUAGUUCGUCGACCAACGCUGAAAACAUUUGUUUAUUAGUACCUAACCAUAUUAAACAUUUACAAGUAGCCAUUCAAAGUAUUGAUGAAAUGAAGUUAAUCGUUGAACGACUAAAACAAUUAUCGAGUAUUACAUUUAACAUGUUACUUGAUAUCAACUCUUUUUUACCAGAUUUUUUGACUUGGUUAAUGGAGAAAAGAAAUCAAUCGACAUAUCGAAAUGACACUGGCUAUUUUAGUAUUUGGUUUAACAAAAAUACUGCUCAGAUACCAUAA
This is a messenger RNA of Rotaria socialis, 1689 nucleotides long. The record is from the annotation of a GenBank genome assembly. NCBI's taxonomy places the organism in Eukaryota, Metazoa, Rotifera, Eurotatoria, Philodinida, Philodinidae.